GAGGGCAGUCUUCAUUUCCUAUCUCCCGCCAUCUAGAUAUACCACUAGAGAUUCCAUCCUCCCCAACUCAUUUAGGCGUUGCACGCGAACGAACUCUAGAUCACUGCGCUCUCAGGACCCUCGCAAACUUGACAUCUGAGUCACCUCGCACGCGCAGCAACAGGUACGGCAGGCCGGCUGGCUGGGUGUCAACGUGAGAGAAAAUAACGCCGUCGAACUCCUGCUUCAUCAAGAUCACCUCGAUAUCGUCAUCUGCAUCACAGCAAACGUCACCACGAGCAUCACUCUGAACCGUAUUCAGCUGUCAGAAAUUACGGCGGCGAACCCCAACCUCUCUACAUCCACUCAACGUGCAGCAGUGGAAGGUCUCCAAGGCUCGCCUUCACUACCGCAACAUGUAUCGCUUGUCAGGUCGCUCAGAGUCGCCCGGCCCUACUUGUACGGUUGAGACCAUGACUGAGGACAUGUGCCGCGCCCGAGCCUUGAGUGUUCCAUGCGGGGGAUUCAAUACUUCCGGCUUUCCCCUUGAUGGCCGCGAUGUUUCGCCUGCACCUAGCGAUUCCGAGCUCUCCACGCCGGCUUCGUCGCCUCCUCCUUUGAACCCCGCGUACGAGUAUCACGCGCAGGCUGAGGACUUGUUGCCUGAUCCUCAUGUCUCCGUCGACAUCGAGGAAGCUUCUGCUGCCUCCGAGCUAGCUUCAAAUUUGAACACGGGCUCUAGCCGCUCUGUGGAUGACGAUCACGACGACGAGGAGGUACACCCUGUUGCAACUGCAAGUAACGACGACGACGAUCUAGAUUUCAUUUUUAACAUAUUCACCACGGCAGUACAAGAGUACAACAAUUGUACCGCAAUUCUGAAGCAAUGCGAGGAAGAAACGAACGCGUUUCAGGCGUCAACGGACUCGAUCCGAGCUUUUUGGAGACAGAAGAAAGCGGAAAUGGUUGCGGAGGUGGCGGAUGACAUGGACCCCGCCUUAAAGAAAUUGGAGCGGGAUCUCAACGCGUUUCAGGCGAAGAUAGACAUGCGCAAAGCCUCGAUGGUAGAGGCUGCGAGAAGGGCGAAUGCCUUUAUGGAUCGUUGGACCAAAUUUGCGGCCGAUGGAACAAUUGAGUGACUGAGUCCAGGGCAACUGUCAACAAGUUGCAGGGAGCCAGAAGAGAGAGAUUAGCUGGGGAAGUAGCACGGAGUCUCGCACGCUAUGUGAAUAUGGGAUUUGGAGUUAGUUGUCACGAUCUGUGAAUUAGCUGCUUUAGAUGAGUUCACUUU
Messenger RNA from Neurospora hispaniola, 1270 nucleotides. RefSeq lists its product as uncharacterized. Lineage: Eukaryota; Fungi; Ascomycota; Sordariomycetes; Sordariales; Sordariaceae. The coding region runs from base 396 to 1118 and encodes 240 amino acids. The record is from RefSeq and is a predicted model, not a curated record. The transcript has 2 exons.